Molecule: messenger RNA, 1563 nt
Organism: Lithohypha guttulata
Lineage: Eukaryota; Fungi; Ascomycota; Eurotiomycetes; Chaetothyriales; Trichomeriaceae
Exons: 3
Coding region: 1-1563 (520 amino acids)
Source: RefSeq, a predicted model, not a curated record
AUGGCCAAUUCACAACCAAAUCUCUUUCAGUUCUUUGGAGCUCGGCCAUUCAAGCGAGCUGCUACUGCUUCGGUUGAUACAGCCAGGCGUUCAGGUGAACCCGUCAAUAAUGCUGAGAGUGAUGAGAAUAGUGGUGAAAGAUGGCGAGACAAACGUCAACGGCUACAAGCAGAUCUUGCUGGCACGACGUUUGUGAUGAAGGAAAAUGGUGGUGUGAUAUCAACAUCGAAAUCCGGCUCCCGAUCACAGCGGAGCACGAAAAGACUAGAAUAUCCUAUGGGUCCACAGAUCCUUGUUGUCGACCAUGAUGAACCUCUACCUCCUGGCGCGCUUUCGAUGGUGGUCAAUGUGCUCCGCCUUAUCCAGGAGCAGCCUUCGUGGAUGCCACAGCUGGUGCCUGAGCUGAGACAGCUUCUGGCAGAGUACGAGGCAUUAAGCAAAGAAACGCCAAAUACAAACCCAUUGGAAUUACUAGGAGAAUCACUUAUCCGGCGAUGGGUGCCCCAUGCCUGGGACUUCGUGACUUCUUACGUCAAACAACUUCGUGGGCUGGAUGGCAUGCUUCCGGUACACGAGAAAGCAUAUGGUGGCAUGACAGCAUGCCUGGAUGGAUUCGAUUAUCGUGUGUUCGAUAACCAUGAUAACCCUCAUUGGCGUCAGAGCCACAGCAGCUUACAUUACGCGAUGCUCGAAUUGCCAGAUACCCAGAAUGACUUCUACUAUUUCGCGACAUAUCCUCGCGGCAUGAAUGAAUCUUCGUACAUCCCUGAGAUCGUUGUCAACGAAGGUGUCAUGAUCAGCGUGAAUGGCCUUUACGAAGACGACGCUUUCUACAAGACUUUGAAAGGUUGUGGGGUUCCUAUGUGUAUUAAUGGAGUACACGAACCGUGUAUUGGCCUAAAUCGAGAUCCGGGAUUCAAGUAUGCCCACUUCAAGGAUGUCUCUUCUGGAUGCGCUUUAUACGCGCUACAUCCACUCGAAAAGACCAAGGCGAGUUCGACGCAAGCCAUUAGAGCGAAUGCUCAAUCACCAUUGGUGAUUCCGGCUAGUGCAGUGCCUGCUCUGCCUCCUACUCUACCAACUGCAACGACUGUUGCAGGAAUCGUGAAGCCAACGAAGCACAUGGUUACCAAGGAGAAUCGACAGCGGCGGGAUAAGCUCAGGGGAUUAGUUACUACUGGAGUAGUUGCUAAACUUUCUAGCCGCGAUGAUUCUGGCAAGAAAUUUGUGCUUUAUCGUGGCAUGGAUAUACGGAUUGACAAAUUCUACAUGGAUCGAUUCGGAACUGCAUUGCGAUCUGCAAAGGAUGUUACAGCCUUCGUCAAUCUGUCGCCCGAGAAGACUCAUCCUCACGCCUUCUACGAAUACGGCGACAACGAUAGUUUGGCGCAUUUUGGCCUUUGGGUGCAGGUAAAUCAAAGCGUCGGUUUCUGGAUUAGGAGGAGCGAGACGAGAGAGACCAGAAAGAACAACAAGAACAGGCGGAUGGCUUCAGAUAUUGCCACUAUGGUUUCUAAAGACUACGGCCUACUACAGACGGAGGAGGAGGAGUUCCAGGAGUGA